AUGUACCCGAAAGGGCUUACGGAUAAGCCGAAGCCCUUGCAACCGUAUCCUGCAGCAGCACAAGAUGUGCGAACCUUCGAUGCGUACCUUGUGCUUUGGGUUGCACUGUUCUACAAUAUUUUUGAUUCUCUUUUCCUUGACAGAACUCGCUUCCGGGAAAAUCUGCUCAGUCCAAACGAGCUUCCGCUUGACCGUCUGUUGGAGAAAGUGAUGACGUCGCAACGUCAGCAACUGCUACUCGAGGAGCAGAUUAUUCUCCUCUGCAGGCUUGAACGGCACGAGGACGCUCUCCGAAUUCUAGUGCACGAGAGACAUGACGUGGAGGCAGCUCUUCGUUACUGCAAUUGGUGUGUCCUCAUGCAACUGCGUCUGCGUGCUGCUAGGGAGGCAGACAUGUGGUCCGAAUCAUCACCAUCACAGCACCCAAGUGAUGUCAAGGUCAUUGGGUCUUCAACCGGUCCCGCCGAGCCAAACAUCUACGGAACACUUUUUAGCCUCCUUCUGGAUGAUGCCAAAAAGCCCGGAUCACGCAAGCGCCUUCUCCGUCUGCUGAACUCGGAAAUGCCCAUGUCGGAUUCGGUUGAAGUCCAAGAGAAUGACAGAAAUUGUUCCUGUAAGAAUCAUUGGUCGGUCGUCCCGAUCACUGUCGUACCGUCGGUCGAAAACCAGAUUAAGGCUUGGUUCCACGAGCGACGGCCAGAUGACGGGUCCUUCCUAGAGUUCCUGGAUUCGAAGCUUUACGUCUUCAUCCACCCCUCUGGCAUGCCAGCUUAG
This is a messenger RNA of Dibothriocephalus latus, 774 nucleotides long. NCBI's taxonomy places the organism in Eukaryota, Metazoa, Platyhelminthes, Cestoda, Diphyllobothriidea, Diphyllobothriidae. The record is from the annotation of a GenBank genome assembly.